AUGGCAGCAGCCACAGCAGGAUUCUACCCCCUGCUGCUGCUUCUGCUGCUGGGGCUGUGGGUGGCCGAGGACCCAGUCAGUGCCAAACCCAGCCACAUGACCUCAUCUCAGUGGUUUGAAAUUCAGCACGUGCAGCCCAGACCUCAAGCAUGUAACUCAGCCAUGGGCCACAUCAACAAGUACAGAAAACACUGCAAAAACCUCAACACCUUCCUGCAUGAAUCCUUCUCCAGUGUGGCCACCACCUGCCGGACCCCCAACAUAGCCUGCAAGAAAGGCCAUAAGAACUGCCACCGGAGCCCACAGCCUGUGUCUCUGACCAUGUGUGAACUCACCUCAGGGAAGUAUCCAAACUGCAGGUACCAAGAGAAGCAUCUAAAUGCACCUUAUAUAGUGGCCUGUGAUCCUCCUCAGAAAAAGGACUCUGGGAAAUUCCAGCUGGUUCCUGUGCACUUGGACCAAGUCCUUUAG
Molecule: messenger RNA, 471 nt
Organism: Castor canadensis (American beaver)
Lineage: Eukaryota; Metazoa; Chordata; Mammalia; Rodentia; Castoridae
Source: RefSeq, a predicted model, not a curated record